This is a messenger RNA of Mugil cephalus (flathead mullet), 1360 nucleotides long. RefSeq names its product RAD52 motif containing 1 (gene rdm1). The record is from RefSeq and is a predicted model, not a curated record. The transcript has 8 exons. Lineage: Eukaryota; Metazoa; Chordata; Actinopteri; Mugiliformes; Mugilidae. The coding region runs from base 153 to 983 and encodes 276 amino acids. Gene Ontology annotation, cellular component: nucleolus. Gene Ontology annotation, molecular function: RNA binding.
GGACACUACACAUGCACAGGGCUCCGUCGCACCUUUUUUUCCCUGUAGUGCGUUUUAUCUGGAAUUUGACUGACAGCCUCGUUUUCACUUUCAAGUUGUUGAAACACUCUAUGACGUCGUAGCAGGCUGAACAGCUGGAGGCAACAGGUGUGAUGGAGGUGGACAUCCUGGAGUUCAGGGUUCCUGUGGAGAACAACAAGACUCUGUUUGUGUGGGACAUCCAGCCGUCUCUCACAGAGGCUCAGAUCUAUGACGGGCUGUUUGCCGUCUUCUCGUCCUUCGGUCCUCUCUACUUGUUGAAGGUGUCUCCUAACGCUCCCCUCCACCCGCCCGGCUUCUACGCCCUCAUCAAAUUCUACUCCGCAGCUCAGGCCUCGAAGGCUCAGCGGCUCACCGAUGGGCGCCCACUAUUCCAGAGCUCUCCGCUCAAGGUGAGGCUGAGCUCUAAGCAGACUCCUCACUUCCCGUCCAGCAGCAGCCAACAUCUGAGCCACAACCGCUGCCUGGAACUGGCCAAUCACUGCCUGGGAUUCAACGGCUGGACCUCUGACAUCGUCACGUUAAAGGAUCUCGCUAGUGAAGAUGAUGAUGAUGAUGAUGAUGAGGUGGAGGAGGAGGGGGGAGUCACUCGGAGGAGGCUGAGGUUCGGCUGCCUGAUGCAGGUCUCCUUCCCUCAGCACAGACAGACGAGCAGGGGAGCAGCAGUGCUGGAGGAAAGCUUCACCUGCACAGGGCCAGAUGUUGCAGCUGUUGUCCUCCAGAGACGCUGUAAACUGCAGAGGCUGGUCAGAGAGAGAGCUCUGGUUCAGGCCUUCUCCGCAGUACUGCUCAUACUUCUAGGUGACGGUAAAGUGAUGGUGGAGGUGAAACGGCCCCCGGAUCAGUUCGUAGCCGAUCACGCCGACGAAGUCCUCCAGGUGAACGAGUUUCCUGCUCGUGAAGACGAGAUCGAAGAUGAUGAGUGGGAUCUCACUGUGUCAUAGACUCCCAGAGCGGUGCACGAUGGGAGUCACGAGAGGCUUGCGAGGCAGUGAUUGGCUGUUUCGGCUCAGGUGACGUGUUGCGGCGUUCCACACGGGACGCCCCGAAGCUUUUGUUGCAGGGACAGAGCCGCACAAUCCAGCUGCGCGACUGAAAGGCUGACGGUAUUUGUUCUCGGCUGUGCAGAUGCUUUUUUUCCUGCCGCUUGAACAGUCUGACGUGUACAGACAAGAACGUGGAGCGAACAGGAAGAAAACUGUGAGACUUGUUACACUGAAAAGCAUAACAUAAAGAUGUAAAUAUUCAAUUUGUUAAUUCUCUCUAAAUGUUUCAACGAUCUUUUUUUGUCUUUGUUUCAAUAAAAGGUUUGUUAAUGUUC